UAUAAAAAUCAAGCAUCUCUAAGGAUAAGGUGCAGUUGAUCUGUUUAAAAGUUUAGAAAGUUACUGUUUAGGGUUUUUUCUUUCUUUUUUUCAAACAGAUUCCCUCUGAAGCUUAACUGUCAUCAUGAACCUGUGGCUCAGCACUCUACUCUUUGCGUCGCUGCUUCUGAGCAGCUCAGCUCUGACACCUGAAGAAUGCCAGCCACUGGUCUCACCCAUCUCAUUGGCCGACCCAUCAGUGUUGUAUGGAGAGAAGGUUUUCCUUGCAGGCUAUGCAGAUCAUGACUUUUAUAAAUCGUUGCUGAAGCUGACUGACAGUUCCUGGACAAACCUUACAGCGUCGCCAGCAGGAAACAAUGAGAUUGUCAUGAAUCAGAGGAACAGGAUGAAUGGAACAUGCAUUAAAUAUUCCUCAACUGCGAAGAUAGAAGGAAACACCUUGAUAACCUCAAAACUUAAUAUGACAUCUGAGUUUCAAGUGCUGCCAAGCUGUGAUGGCUGUAUGGUCAUAAACAUAAACAUCACUUCUAAAAACUUAAAAAGGGCCCUUGAAGUCAUGAAAAUGAGCUACACGGACAUGCCUGACGAACUCAACGCUCACGCUUUGUACAUUUUAGGCAGGAGACAGACCCUGACGGAUUCUGAGCUAGAACAUUUUAAGAAGCAGGCGAGCUGCCUCGGAUUCUCCGGAGAACUAGACUUUCACUACAAUCCUGAGAAAGGUUUUUGCAAAGAAGAUGAGGGCAUCACUCUUCCACCUACUCUGUAGAUUCGAGGCCAUCCAACUACAGCUAAUUUACUGAAUUUCGAAAAUUUGUUUUAAUAAAAAGGAGCUUUAGAAAAAAUUCUGACAAAAUGUAAAGCUAAUCAAAUAUAGAACCUUUGUGUGAUUGUGUUACACCACCCACAACCAACACGAUACCACAAUACCUGUCACAUUCCCAUAUC
Molecule: messenger RNA, 948 nt
Organism: Cyprinodon variegatus (sheepshead minnow)
Lineage: Eukaryota; Metazoa; Chordata; Actinopteri; Cyprinodontiformes; Cyprinodontidae
Product: saxitoxin and tetrodotoxin-binding protein 2-like
Exons: 6
Coding region: 125-769 (214 amino acids)
Source: RefSeq, a predicted model, not a curated record